GAGCACCACUGGGGUCUGGGUAAAAGUGAGGUCCGGAGACUGUUGGAAACAUAUUUAUUUUACAUGUUCUGCCUAAAAAUGGGCUUGUUGCUGCUUGGCAUUUUCUCUUCAACUAGCCUGAUGCGUGUCCUUGAAAUUUCCAGACAGAACUCCUGAAGUGUUCGAUACCACCGGAAAUGGCAUCUUCUCCCCAGCCGCUGGCUUGCGAAACUAGCAGCACGCAGAGGUGAACUUAUCUGCCUAGCAGCCGGGGCUCUGGGCUCUCCAAACCUGGCCCUCGGAUCGACAGCGGACAAAGGAAUCUGUCCAGGGAAGAGAUCUAGAGUCAACUGAGAGGUACACUUUUAUCACCAGUUACUUUAAUGACGAUCUGAAGACCUGCUGCAUGCCCUGGGCGCCAUGGUCCACCUGUAUGCCUCCGAAGUGCAGCAGCUGCUCCACAACAAGUUCGUGGUCAUCCUGGGAGACUCCGUCCAAAGGGCGGUGUACAAGGACCUGGUGCUCCUGCUGCAGAAGGACUGCCUGCUCACUACCAACCAGCUCAAGGCCAAGGGGGAGGAGACCUUUGAAAAGGACAGGCUGGUGGACGGAGGCCAGAUGGGCCCCAUGCACAACGGCAUCCAGUACCGGGAGGUCCGCCAGUUCUGCGACAACCACCACCUGGUGCGCUUCUACUUCCUCACGCGCGUCUACUCCAGCUACCUGGAGGACGUCCUGCAGGAGCUGCAGUCCAGCGAGCACGGCCACCCGGAUGUGAUCAUCAUGAACUCGUGCCUCUGGGACCUGUCUAGGUACGGCCCGGACUCCUGGCAGAGCUACCUGAAGAACCUGGAGAGCCUGUUCGGGCUCCUAGGCCAGGUGCUGCCCAAGUCGUGCCUGCUGGUGUGGAACACGGCCAUGCCCGUGGGCGAGCAGAUCACGGCGGGCUUCCUGCCGCCCGAGCACCAGCCUGGGGAUGACUCCCUGAGGGUCCAAGUCAUUGAAGCCAACUUCUACAGCUCUACCGAGGCGAAGAAGCACGGCUUCGACGUGCUGGACUUGCACUUCCACUUCCGCCACGCCGAGCAGCACCUGCAGCGCGACGGUGUGCACUGGAACGAGCGCGCGCACCGCCACCUCUCCCAGCUGCUGCUGGCGCACGUGGCCGACGCCUGGGGCGUGGAGCUGCCGCAGCGCGACAGUGUGAGUGCGUGGAUCCCGUUGGACCCCGCGAUGGGGGGACGCGGCCGGGGCGUUCAGAGGAGGAGGCAGGCUGGCAGGGCUCCACGGGCCUUCCCGCCCUCGAGGUGCGGCCCCCUACUCCCGAGUCCCCUUCUGCCUCUGCCCCAGCCUCCCCGCCUGCCCUUGCCCCCACAGCCUCAUCCCUUUACUUUCCACCCGGUGAUGCCGCGGUUCCUCUUUUGUCCCCAAGAUACGAAUUUUGCCUCAGACGAGCCUUUCCAGGCGGAUCAGAACUCAAACUAUUUCCAUUCAGAUGUCCUCUCACCGACCCAGACAGGAUUAUCCUCUGAAGAUGACUUCGUGAUCUAUCCUCAGCCCCCGGUGCCCCCUGGCCCCGUACCCUAUCUGCAGCGAUUCCCUGUGGUUCAUAGGGGCUUCCCCCGCUUUGUGUCUCGUGGCCCCUAUACGCCCUGGGGUCGGCGGCCGAGAUCUUCCAGGAGACGGGCCCAUUCCCGCCCACAGCCAAGGCCUCAGUAAACCCUCCUCAUGUUCGUGGACUGGACAGAUCAUCUGACUCUCCCCGAGACAGACGGACCUUGUUAACUUAAGCCUUUGGUCCGUGCUCGGACUUUAGUUCAGUCAUUGCUUUCACCGGUAAUGGCAGGGAAGGGCAGUCUUCUCCAUUUUUGUUGACUAUGGCCUCUUCCUCUAUUCUCUGGGGGUGACCAAGCAUUAUUCCCACCUCCCCCACUCCCUAUUCUGUUUCUCUUUUUUGUAAACAGAAAAUGGAAAUAAAAAAGUUGUUUCAUGAAA
Molecule: messenger RNA, 1974 nt
Organism: Mustela erminea (ermine)
Lineage: Eukaryota; Metazoa; Chordata; Mammalia; Carnivora; Mustelidae
Gene: PCED1B
Product: PC-esterase domain containing 1B
Exons: 4
Coding region: 400-1698 (432 amino acids)
Source: RefSeq, a predicted model, not a curated record